This is a messenger RNA of Psammomys obesus (fat sand rat), 5162 nucleotides long. It is a transcript of the gene Arhgap28, whose product is annotated as Rho GTPase activating protein 28. Gene Ontology annotation, molecular function: GTPase activator activity. NCBI's taxonomy places the organism in Eukaryota, Metazoa, Chordata, Mammalia, Rodentia, Muridae. Gene Ontology annotation, cellular component: cytoplasm. Gene Ontology annotation, biological process: regulation of actin filament polymerization; signal transduction; regulation of small GTPase mediated signal transduction. The transcript has 18 exons. The record is from RefSeq and is a predicted model, not a curated record. Bases 60 to 2243 code for a protein of 727 amino acids.
UGGUCCACGUUGGUUCGGGUCUUUGUUCUGGGUCGUCGCGGGGACAUGCGCGGCUGAGGAUGGAAGUGGAGGACUCGGGCGGCGUGGUGCUGACCGCCUACCACUCGCACGCGUGUUCGCAACCGCAGGGCGCGGAGCCACGCUGUGCGUCCCGGGCGGCCGCCAGCCACCCGCUCAGCAGAAAAUCCAUCCCUCGCUGCCGCAGAAUUAACAGGAUGCUCUCCAACGAAUCCCUGCAUCCCCCUGCCUUCAGUCGAUCCAACUCUCAGGCCUCCGUAGACAGCAGCACAUCCGUGGAAGAGUUCUGGCGAGAAAUCGAGAGUAUCAAAGAGAGCAGCGUGGGGACUCAGGAGGAGCAGCCGCCCACCGCCGAGGUCAAACCUGUGGAUGAAGGAGAACUUGAAGCAGAGUGGUUACAAGAUGUGGGAUUGUCGACUCUGAUCUCCGGUAAUGAAGAGGAAGACGGCAAAGCACUCCUGUCUACACUGACUCGGACGCAAGCAGCCGCAGUGAAGAAGAGAUACAACACAUAUACCCAGACAUUGAGGAAGAAGAAUAAGCAACCCAUCAGGGAUGUCAGAGACGUCUUCGGAGUCAGCGCAUCUCCUCCUGGUGAUUCCUGUGACCGUGCUCCUCAGUUGGAUGGUACCAAGGAAGAAAAAAAAGAGCUGCCAGGAGUUACCAAAACAAGCAGGCCCCUGGCAGGUGAUGAGCCUCUCAACAGUACCACGCUGUCCAACGGUGCCCAGGAUGAAGAAGGUAGUUUUGUGGACCUCCAGAGUGGCUCCAUGGCAGUACUGGAGGCCAUUCCAGAUAUUCCCAUUCACGCCAAUGGAUCUGCAGGCUCUGAGCAGUCAGUUCCCAGUGCAAUGAGUGAUGACGAUUAUCUAGAAAAGAACAUUCCACCAGAGGGUGAAGAGCUUUCCUUUGAGGUGUCUUACUCAGAAGUGGUGACAGAGACCCCAGACAGAAAUAAAUGGAAGAAGUCAGACAUUAAGAAAGAGGACUAUGCCUUGACUAAUUUUAUUGUUCAGAAAACCAGAUUUGGGUUGACAGAGACGGGAGACCUGUCUGCCGAAGACAUGAAGAAAAUCCGCCAUCUCUCUCUGAUUGAAUUGACGGCCUUCUUCGACGCCUUUGGAAUACAACUGAAAAGAAACAAGACGGAGAGAGUGAAAGGCCGAGACAGCGGGAUUUUCGGAGUGCCGCUCACCGUCCUCCUGGACAAUGAUCGGAAGAAGGACCCGGCGGUGAAAGUUCCACUGGUGUUACAGAAAUUUUUUCAGAAAGUCGAGGAAUCAGGACUGGAAUCAGAAGGAAUUUUUCGACUUUCAGGAUGUACUGCCAAAGUCAAGCAGUACCGCGAAGAACUGGAUGCCAGGUUCAAUGCCGACAAGUUCAAGUGGGACAAAAUGUGUCACAGAGAAGCCGCAGUCAUGCUGAAAGCGUUCUUCAGGGAACUCCCCACCUCUCUCUUCCCCGUUGAGUAUAUUCCCGCCUUCAUCACCCUGAUGGAAAGAGGGCCUGAUGUCAAAGUGCAGUUUCAAGCCUUGCACCUCAUGGUCAUGGCCCUGCCUGAUGCCAACAGGGACACGGCCCAGGCUCUGAUGACAUUCUUCAAUAAAGUGAUUGCCAAUGAGUCUAAAAACCGCAUGAGCCUGUGGAACAUUUCCACAGUGAUGGCGCCCAACCUGUUCUUCAGCAGAAGCAAACACUCUGACUACGAGGAGCUGCUGCUGGCCAACACUGCAGCCCACAUCAUCCGCCUGAUGCUGAAGUACCAGAAAAUUCUAUGGAAAGUUCCAUCUUUCUUGAUCACCCAAGUAAGAAGGAUGAAUGAAGCCAGCAUGCUGUUGAAGAAGCAGCUCCCGAGUAUGAAGAAGUUGCUGAGGAGGAAGACUCUGGAACGGGAGGCUUCAAACCCCAAGAACUCAAAGGUACCACAAAAAUCACCUACUUCAAGAAGAAUGUCUGAUGUGCCAGAAGGCGUCAUAAGGGUCCACGCCCCGCUGCUGUCCAAAGUGUCGAUGGCCAUUCAGCUCAACAGUCAGACCAAAGCCAAAGAUAUCCUGGCGAAAUUCCAGUAUGAGAACAGCCAUGGUUCAUCUGAAAGUAUUAAGAUGCAGAACCAAAGGUUAUAUGAAGUCGGAGGAAAUAUAGGACAACACUGUUUGGAUCCUGAUGCGUAUAUAUUGGAUGUGUAUCACGUAAAUCCUCAUGCAGAAUGGGUGAUUAAGCCAUAGCCAAGCCUUUAAAAUCUGCCCUGGAUGUCUCUUGCCUUGUAUCAUAUGCCAAGAAGAUCCCACGAGUGUGGUGAAAACACUUCCCUGAGGUAUUUGCUCCUGGUUCUCCUGGAGGGGCCGUGUCACCGGCUCUGGCAAUAUAAACUACAGAAGAGGAGCUGGUUCUCACUGAGCCGAACUUUCAUAUCACAGUUCCCUGGUAAGAAGGUGUAACCCAGUGGGCAGGCCAGCAUACUCACCAUGGAGCUAUGUGGCAGAAAUAGACUUGGCCCUGUGCCUGAGAAUGAGCAGCGCGUCCGCGGUGAAACUGCAGUAUUUAUGCUCUGACCUGCUCCUAGAUUGGAGGAGGGCCUUCCGUCUAAAGACACUGUGCACCAGCUGUUGGGCGCAUCACACUCUGAGGACUGGCUAGCACCCUUGUGCGAAGGAACUGCCCCAGCCACUGAGUGCUGAGAUGCUGUUCUCUGACUCCUUGUCUCACGAGCACAAAUCCUCAUUGCGAAUCCCAGUCUGGCAACGGGCAUCUUGUGCUUUGAGCUUCCUCUGUAGUCCACGGCCGUGGUGUCAUUUCCUUUCUCCUCACAAUCGUGGUGCUCAGUGAAUAAACUGCCUUUCAUGUGUCAGCAUGGAUUUCCUUCACAGGUCAAACACAUUUUUUUUUUUUAGCAUUUCACAACUUUAGUCACUUUCACAGUCCCACUCCCACCCCACCCCCAACAAAUAGGGAAAUGCAUUUACCUGUUCGUGCUGAAAAGUGCCGUUAGCCUAGAAUUCAUAAGUCACAAAGGUACAUUGUGCUCUUUGAUUCUUAACCAGAGACGUGGCUCAGCACUGAGCCAUGAAAGUUGGACACCACCCGCCUUAUUGUCCGCAUCUUAUACAGCCUUUGUCCAGACUACAGUGGGGGGGUGGGGGCAUAGAGCCCUCGCGGUUCCAAAUCUGAAUUGUGGCGAGGGAAGGGACAGGAGAUCUCUUCCUUUCCUCUGAGGGACUGCAGUAAGAGUCCUCACGUAGCCCACACAAGCGCUCGUGUUAGACGCCACAGACGGAAGGUUUGAUGGACUCAGCCAUUACGACAUUUGAGACCCUGGUGACUGUCAGUGUCGGCUCAAGCGAAGUCAAAUCGAAAAUGCAAGAGAACGGUUUGCCGACCCUCCAUCCCCGGGUCCAGAUGUGACUCGGGCACACCAUAAGCGCACAGGCAAUGCAGAAGGCGUCUCGUCUCGUGCUCUGCGAUUUGCCUGACACGGAAACAAAACCAUCUUCACCCCAGCAUCUCGCUGUAGACGCGAAGCAUUCUUCACAGCCAGAGAGUUUUCUAGAAACACAGGAACCAGAUUGUCUGAUCUGCGCAGGAAUUUCUGUUUCCUUUCUCUGAAAACCCACUAGAAACCAAAUAGGCACUGCAGAGGUUCUCAUGUGUCCUGGCAUUUGGCCACUUUCUAGGCCGCCUGAUGUGCCUGUGGGUGUGCUCAGCGAGGACUCUCAUUUUGCAGUGAAGACUGAGUGAGCAUAUCGCUUUGUAGAGUUGCUGCGUUCCAGGCUAUCAGCGGCAGGACCUGGCCAUGCGUGGAAGCCAUCCUUCUAGAGCAUUGCCGUUUCUGUAAAUGGAGAUAUCCCUGUUUCUUUGUAUUAGACUCACCCUAGUCUGUCGUAUUUAUAUUUAAAAAAAUGCACUCUUUUCAAGAUUUUUCAUUUCAUCUGGCUGAAAGCACACUAGGAUCUUUGCAUUGAUGUUAGUCACCAGUCUUCAGGUAGCAGCUAGCUGGUGGCAGGUAGCACACAGCAAGGCUGCAUUUUGUGCCCACUUUUGUGUGGCUUCGGAUGCAAAAGUCUUGGCAGUAACUUGGAAUUAAUGGUUUCAGUUUUUUCAGGAACAUGACAGCUUUCGGAUAACUUUAGGAGGGCAAUGCCAAUGUCAAGGUCAACCUUGGCUAGAACGUUUUGUUCUUAAUCACACAGUUAAUUGACUAGAGAGUGUCGGUGGACAUGCAAACUAUCGUUUAUGUGGUCAGGGAGUUUAUUUUUAUUCUGAAAGAAUAAACCUUCGGUUAAAUUUAAACCACCUGUCACCUAAGUAAGGGAAAAACUUCAAUCUUGUUGAGUGUUGGUUUUCAGAAGCUGAGUGGCCAGCCUUGUUGCAAUGGAGAGUUUGCCAACGAGAGAGGCCAGAUCCGAGGCUAGUAAUGCGCAAUCUUGAUCUUCCCGGCUUCUCACCUCCACCCAUCAAGCGCUCUUGAUACACAAGUAGGAAAAUAACAUCCGGGAAAGUGUUAAAGGAAGUGACCUGUGGCGGGUACACUCAGGACGACCCCUCCCACUGCCUUACUUCAUCUCCUCAGCUUUUGACCUGAGGCCCUCUGCCGUGCCGCUCAGCUGGGACACGUGCCUCCUACCCAGCCUUUGGACAAAUUGGAGUGUGAUUCCUUACAAUGUGUGUGCAUGCAGGGUCAACUACCUCACCAGCCGUUCUUGGGGGAAAAAGAAGAAUCGAAUGGACUUUUUUUUUUUACUUUUUUGUUGUUGUUCAACUGUCCCUGAGUCUUACUCAAGUCACUGCAUUUAGCUCUAAGUGUGUAUCUUGAUAAUCUGUUGUUCACAGUGUAAAUGAGUUUCAGCAAAAGCAUGGAAACCAAUUCACGCUGCAGGUCCGGCCUGUGGUGUGCGCCAAGGGGGUCUCCAUGUGUCCCUCUGUGAUGGUCUCAUGUUUCUAACCGUGCGGGGACACGGGUUCUUUUCUGGCAGUGUCUCCCCUGCUGUCCAUGUAUUUCACUGACUGAGAAGUAAGGAGGUGAAAGCGUCUCUCUUUGUAGCGAGUGUGUUUUAACUCUUUUUCAUGUGUCUGUCUGACUUGCCUGAAAAGACUGUAUGUUAGGGGAUUUACACUCCCCUCGACAGGCAUCUUCAACUGUUUUCCAU